Messenger RNA from Labrus mixtus (cuckoo wrasse), 7184 nucleotides. RefSeq names its product transmembrane protein 71 (gene tmem71). The record is from RefSeq and is a predicted model, not a curated record. Bases 342 to 1298 code for a protein of 318 amino acids. The transcript has 11 exons. Lineage: Eukaryota; Metazoa; Chordata; Actinopteri; Labriformes; Labridae.
GCCGCUGGUGUUUCCGGUGUGUGGGUGGGGCUCCUGUGACAGCUGCAGACUGUCUGAGUGUGUUUUUUUUUUAUCUUCCUGAAGGAAGAACAGCGAGGUUUUUAAAAAACUAAAGUCAGGAGGAAAACUGACGAGAUGAAAAGUUUGAUGGCUUCACGGUUUUAAAUUCACUUCCGGCUGAAAAACACAAACAAACCCUGAGGAGGUUAAACAAUCCGACGAUCCGGCUGCUGAGGAUGUGAGAAAACCACAACACGAAAACACUUCACCCACCGCUGAAGACGACGUCUGAGCAGGAAAAAGUUUAACUAUCGACAGAAGACCCUCGGCUGCAGACAAACAUGUCUCUGUUCUUCUCCGGAGCCGUUACAAGUUCACCCAUAAAGCGAAGGCUUCGCUCCAAUCAGUCCUGUCAGAGCCUCGACACGUCCCUCCUCUCUCCUGACUCCUCGUAUGUCUUUAACUCGUCCAUGGAGGGCGGGGAUCCGUGCUCCUGCCGCCGCUCGCCACGCCUCCUCACCAAUGGAUACUACAGCGUCACGGAGGACAGCUUCUCCUGGGACGACCAGGGCAACGUGUCUCUGUCUCCCUGCAAGAGCAACGUGUCCUACAAGGAGAACCUGGUCAGGGUUUUCCGUCGUAGGCGGCGGCCUCGCAACUCACUGGUUCGCCUGCUGAGCGACGUGACGGAGAGCUGCCAGUCCUGGCUGGACGAGAAGGUCUUCAGAGGCGUGUUCGGGACAGGACACAACCAAAAUCAGAGCUGGGACCAAGAAUUUGACAAGGACCAGGACCUGGACUGGGCCAGGAGCAGUAAGGAAGGCCCGGCCCCGCUGGACGAGUCGUCGUGGUCCAGAUUAAACAGCACGGAGCUGGAUGACAGCCGCAGCUUCACUUACGACCAUACUGAGAUCCCGCCCCCUCCUGACAAAGAAUCCCCGCCCCAAAAGCUCCUCAUCCAGGAGGAGAUUUGUUCAGAGAUCUGUCAAUCAAAGGAGCGGUUCACUCAGUCACUAGGCGGCCUCUCUGAAGUCCCGCCUCCCUCUGCCUUCUACACCAACAGCUGCUGCUGUCAGGCCUCACCUGAGCACACAGGUUUGACGAUGAAAGCCCUUCUCCUGUUCGUCUUCACCAUCUUCAUCUUCACUGCUUUAUACUCUGGGUGUUUCCUUUGGAGCCUGACGGUUGCAUCCACCGUGUUCAUGAUGAUCACAACAUUUAUGGUUCUGACAAAGUCGGGCCCGAUGGGCGAGUGGCGGAGGGCGAAGACGGAGGAUAUCACAUCAAGAAACGAGUAAAGAGAAGGGUCAGACGUCGGGGGGACGGCUUUUCAAAGUUUGUGAUGUGAGACUGUAGGAGAAACAGAAAACGUCCGACGGGACGGAGUAGAAAUGUUUCAUACUUCAAUAACUGUUUGCAUGUGAGUCGCAGCUAAAGAACCAAGUUACACUGAGCUCCGGAAGACUUUUUACAGCAACGCACGUUUCUGAAUGCCAAUCUUUAUCUGAUCAUGUUUGAAAGGGCUGAAGUUCUUUAGUAGUUUUAACAUAAAAUGAAACUUUCAAAUCAAAACAGCGGGAAGGUUCAUCAGACUUCAGGACUAAAAGCUCACAGAGACUCUCAGAUCUUAAAGUCACAUUUCUCCUCACAGCUGCUCACUGUGAAGCGAGCGGUCAUUGGGAAACGUUUCAGGUUUUCGGGCAAAAAAAAUGUGCUUGAGGACAAAAAUUAGACUUUCGGAGUGACAUCGAGCCGAUGUAAGUUCAUGUUCUCUCCGUGUUUAAUGCCUGAAACACAUAAUUUUUUAUGUCCGUCAUGUGUGGACUUUCCCGGUGUGUAAACGAGACGGUGCAUUUCUGUUCAAGCUGAGUUCAAGGAGCUCAUUCACACGGGGACACAAGUUACUGUAGUUUAGCAACUUUUAACAAAUAGAGAAACAUUUUUAUCACGUAUAAAACCACCUGAAUGUACCUGAUGUAUUUUAAAAAUAUUGUAAGUGAGGCUCCGUGUCCACCUGGCGUUUUUUCCGGGCAGACGUCCGUUUCUAUGACAACAGUCUGUUGACAACGGUUGCUAUAUAAACGACACUGCUCCGUUACUUUUUACUGCAUGUUUUAUAUUUGAGGUCGUUGAGGGUCAUUGAGAUCGCGAGGAGAAUGUGGGUACAAGACAAACAUCCCCGUAAAACUUCAUUUGGAAAAGAAAAGUGGCGUCAACAGCGCCUUUCUGAAAGGUUGAAAGAUUUUCAACUUGAGUGCUCAAAGUGGCAGCAUGAAAAAGACGAUUGCUCGGAAAAAAGGACGCUUGUCGCUGUGCUUUUUCUCUAGGUUCCCGCCUGCUGCUGCAAACGCUCUCUACUCAUUGAAAACAAUUGAAAAAAGACGCUGGCGCUCAGAAAAAAAACGCCAGGUGGACACUGGGCCUGAGGGUUGUCAAGACACCAGAACUUGAAACUUUGAUACGAUACUGAUUAAGUCAAACGAUGUCGAUACCAUGGCAACAAAAAUAGAAAUCCUAAGCUGCAGAUGCUGGGUGUGUUCCUCGUUUUCAAACUCCUCAAAACGUUGCCAAUGUAUUCAUGCAAUUUACACAGAGUGCAGCAGUUCGCUUGUUUCCUCUCGUACGCAGCUGUUUUCUAAAAAACAUUACGAGAAACUAUCCAUUAAAAUAACAGAGAUCGUAUCGUUUUAAAUGACGUGGUAUUGCUGAAAGUGUUUGGACAACCUAACAAAGUGAAUCUCUUAUUGUUGAAAUGUGAGCUUGGCUGAUUUUUGGGCUGCAAAAAAAGUGACCAAACCUGCGACUUCACUCGUCUGGAGAACAAAUUCAGGUCAGAGCAAAACAAAAACAAAAGCCUCAUGUGAAUUUCAAACAAGAGCUGUGUUUUUUUAUUUUUAAGAAAUACAAAUGCACAAAAACUAUGAUUAAGUUUAUUUUUAAUCCACCUGCAAUUGUUACCUCGGGAUAUCAGUGCCAUGUUUUUACCUGGGGAAACUACGGAAGGUAAAUUAAAGAGUUUUACUCCGAGUACAAUCGAAAAGGAUGCAUUCAAAGAAAACUAGGACAUGUCAUGUCAAUCAAGCUACAUUAGAGCUGUACGAGCACAGGAUUUAAUGGAUCAAACUUUAUUGAAAAAACACAAAAAUGAUGCAACGUCCUUUAAAGGAAAUUUAUUCUGCCUAUUUAAAGUCUUCAUAUGCGAUUUUUCACACUUAAAUGUAGAAAUCAAGUAUCUCCUCUGAAAAUAACUCUGUGAGUCAUGACUGUCUACAAUGGGUGUAACACCCGAGUCCCACUGUCUGUGAUGUUUUCCGAGCUUUACGAGUCCUAUCUUCAGUUUGCUAAACGCCGUACUUAUCAGCGGUUUUUUUUGUCGCUGCACUCACAACGCUCUCAGUUGAAAGUAGCAACAAUGAGCGCUGCUGAGAAACGCUCUGAAAAGGAGGUCUUGAGCUCUCUGUGGACACAGGUUACCUGAUCGACAGGUGGAGGGGCGGAGCCACAUGUUGUAAUGAUUAGUUUAAAUAAUCUGAACUCAUUCUGACAAAGUCGUUAAUCCGAUAAAAACCUGAUAAAGUUUGAGCCUCACAUCUUAGUAUAUUUUUAAACGUCAAAUAAAACCAUCAGCAGCUCAAAAAUCCUCGGAGGAAAUAUUCAUGUACGAACAGCUGAUUGUUUAAUUUAGGAACUUAAAAAUUAUGUGAAUCCAGGUAUUACUUUUCCUCGUGCAGCUUUAACUGUAGCGGGUAAAUUAAGAGCAUGAAUCUCCUGUAGUUUAAUGUGAAAUGAUCGUGUUGUAGUGAAACUCUUCAGUGUUUAAGUGCCUUUGUAUCAACCAGCAGUGCAGGAAUAAUCCAGGGACGCGUUUGAUUCAAAGCUAACGUGCUGCUGAAACAGGAAACGGCUCCAGUGUUUUAUGACGUUAAUAUAAAUCAUAUAAAACUGUUAAAUCAGACCGGAUGGAGUUACAUAUUUUUUAAUUUGAUCAUAGAUCUGCAAGAAGAAAAACUACAAUGCAGUAUGAGGGGAUAAGAGAAUAAAAGCAUAACAAUAGGCAUGUAUUAGUUGGUAUUUUAUUUUGAAGGAUAAUUUCAGAAGAGCAGCCACCUGCUCGUGCGAGAUUAACAAACUGAAUACUUAAAUUUCCCCCGUUUACGACGUAACUCUAAAUAUCACGGCGUUUUCAAAGAAGAUUAUGACUGAAUUAUCGUGAUAUUGCGACUUUAUUCACAAAAUAUUACGACUUUUUUCUCUUAAUACUAUAUUGACCUGAUAUCAAACUUUUCUUUAUUUUAUGAUCUAUGUCAAAAUCAUGACUUUGUUCUUUUACGACUGUAUUCCCCUAAUAUCCGACUUUAUUUUACCUAUAUUGACGAUCUUUUUUCAUCAUAAAAUAAUGACUGUUCUGUUUUUUAAAUUUAAUUAAUUUAAUUGUUUUUUUUAUUUUACGACUUUGACUUUGUCCCCUUAUGACUUUAUAUAUAUAUAUAUUAAUAUAUAUAUAUAUUAAUAUAAUUCCCAAAAUAUUACGAUACAAAUUUCUCUCAACAUUAUUCUUGAAGUAUUAACCCUUUGUUUGCGUUGUAUUGCAAUGUAAUCUUCAAGCAUUACAAUUUUAUUACUACAAAUUAUUCUUGAAAUAUUUAAAUUUUAUUCUCAAAAUAUUUAAGACUUUAUUCUCUUAAUGUUAUGACUCCAUUCUCUGAAUCUUUUUGUUCUUAUAUGUAGAGCUCGACCGAUAAUUCAGCCGGCCGAUAUUAACAUAUCCGGUGACUAUCGGAGUCUUCUAAUUUUAUCUCAGAUAUGCUCCGAUAUUACUCGAUUUAUUCACCAGUCAAAAAGCAUUUCAUUUGAGUUUUAUUGUGUUACACUAGCAGUUCUCUUUCACCAGCAGAGGGCGCUAUAUGGAUUACAACAAGCAUCAUCACUGUCCAGAGUGUCGAGCGGUGAUGCACUAAAUGCUCAGUUACUUUCCAGCUGAGUGACCAUCUCGUCUUCAUUUUAAAUAUUUUCCACAAGUGUUUGAUGACUGUGGGAUCAACACAAUCAAGGUGUAAAUCUAUAUAUUUAUCUCUACAGAUGAAACAUAGAUUUAAAAAAAGAUAUCGGCCGAUAUAUCGGAAUCAGAUUCUUUUCUCCCUGAUAUCGGUAUCGGCCCCAAAAAAGUAAUAUCGGUUGGGCCCUACUUACAUCAUACUCUGUCAUAGAAAACAGAUCCAAUGACUUCAUAUGGGAUCUUCUUGAGGGAUCAGGAAUCUUCGAUAUGAGUUAAAAUCAAGCAAAAACUAAUUGUUAAAAAGUUUCAGGAAUAAUAAAAAACAGUCGUUUGUACUGAUCAAUCCGUCGGUCCUUUAAGAGGAAAGAUAAAUAAAUGUUUUUACCAGGAAAUUAAGAGAAGCUGGGGCUUAUGUUAGAUAAUAAAUAAGUACUGUACGACUUAAUGAGGGUUUGAGUUUAUAAAGUUUUAUAAAUUCAAUCAUGUUUGGGGCUCAAACUUCGCCAAGAAAACCUUCUGGAGGAAGAGUUGAGUUGGCUCCGUUUUCACAGGUAGCUCAAAUCAACUUUUUCUCCGAGACAUUUAAAUGUGUGUUAUUGUGGACUUUAACUGGCCGAGUGUUUAAAGGUCAAAGGUCAAAGGUCACAGUGUGUGUACACGAGGAGUUUCUGAAUCGUCUGGUGUGUUUUUUAGUCCCUUAGUGGCAAAUAUGUAGAAACGAGACAAUUCAGGAAAUGUUACAGCGACAAUGCUACGUCGAUGAAUUCUAUAUUCCUAAUAUUUAAUAGAACAAUGCACGACUUGUAACCUUGAAUUUAAAGCUGCAUUUAUAAAUAUAAUAAAUGAAAAGGAGGUGCGAGAAGCCGUUUAGCCUUUUUUAGCUCCUAGUUUCUGUUUUUUUAGGCAGAAAAUAGGAGCCAAGUGAUUAUCUCAGGAGUCUGUGACCAAAAACAGAGCUGAAUAUUUUGAAUUAUAUACAAGACACGGACGCAAACGCCCCUCCGAUGGGAUGUUCCAGGUAGCAAGUGUAAAUGCAAAAACUGCUCCUCUGCCCCCUGGUGGCGUGGAGCUUUUUUUUUAAGCGGCUUUAAAUGAUCAAAGUUAAAAGACUUUUAUUAGGUGGAAUUAUAUUGAUUUAACCGCAAUAGUUUCUCCGAGGGAAACACGUUUAAUAUGAACCUUUAGAUAAGCUCUUCUUGUGUGUUUGAGAUGUCAUAAAAAGUUGUACAAGUUGUUGUACAUUGUUGGAUUUUGACUGCACAGGUUUUCUUAAGGUGGAAAUGUGAUACUCUUCAUGUGACAGCACUUAUUACAUCUCUUAUUUUUUAUUUUAUUACACUGUACUGUAUUAAAGUCGUUUAAAGGAAGAAUGUGCGACAUGUUACACAUAAAUGUUGUUGUCAGAGUCGUGUUUACAUGGACGGGACGGCCGGCUCCUCCCCUUGUGUAUAAAAGCUGUUUUAGUCAAGAACUAGAGAGAAGAAGAACAUACUCACUGAUUAUUUGGAUGUUAGUAAGAGUUUUUAGAUCACGCUCAUUCUGUGUUAGUUUACAUGCAAUGUGAAGCUACGAGCUAACUAAAGAGCGCUAACAUUAGCAUGCUAACACAACAAUGUGAAGCUACGAGCUAACUAAAGAGCGCUCACCGUUUACGUGAAACUCCUUCGAGUGAAUGUGAGUGGAGGGGGCUUGGAGGUGUGUCUCUGGAGGAGAGCGGAGGCUUCAGUAUGGAGGAGGCGUGGCCUAACAGCAGUUUGUUUUGGUUUCAUGCUGAAGCUCAAGGGCGACAUCUACUGGAUCAAAAAGUCACACAUUCUUCCUUCAAAAAUGUAUUUGCUCUGAAAACUGUAAAAACAAAAUUACAACCUUAAACGAAGCGCAAACUUUAUUUUCUUAGAUGAAUUAUGAAAGAUGAUCGCUGACCCCAGAUGAACAAAUUAACUCUUCACAACUCUAGUAGUUUAGACCACUACAUUGAGAUCAAUCAGAUGCCCAAAAAUUAUUUAGUAAAUGAGAUUAUGCAUAUUUGCCAAUUCCGGCAUUUUAAGGCUGCUGCGUUUAUGGUUGAAGUUUUUUACAGUGUUUUGCAAAAUGUCAGAUAUUUCGCAGAUUCUGUGAAGAUGUUUUUGCUCUAUUGGAAGUUUAAUCUAAUGUGUGAACAUCCAUUAAACUCUCUUCAAAAGACAAA